This is a messenger RNA of Aspergillus tanneri, 1443 nucleotides long. Its product is annotated as glycoside hydrolase family 76 protein. The transcript is spliced from 4 exons. Gene Ontology annotation, molecular function: mannan endo-1,6-alpha-mannosidase activity. Bases 1 to 1443 code for a protein of 480 amino acids. NCBI's taxonomy places the organism in Eukaryota, Fungi, Ascomycota, Eurotiomycetes, Eurotiales, Aspergillaceae. Gene Ontology annotation, biological process: carbohydrate catabolic process; fungal-type cell wall biogenesis. The record is from RefSeq and is a predicted model, not a curated record.
AUGCGGAACUGGCUGUGGCCACGACUUCUGUCCGUCUUCCUGGCUGGCCAGGGAGUAGUCUCCCAGAUUCAACUAGAUGUCAACGACCCUAAAUCCAUCGAAAAUGCGGCCGCGACGGCGGCAUUCAAUAUGAUGAGUAACUACCACGGCAACGAAUCCGGCCAGAUCCCCGGAAAACUCCCCGAUACUUGGUGGGAAGGCGGGGCGAUGUUUAUGACCUUGAUCCAGUACUGGUUCUGGACGGGCGACACGUCCUACAAUGAGGUCACCACCCAAGGCAUGCUCUGGCAGAAAGGCAACAAUGAUUACUUCCCCGCCAACGACAGCAACUUCCUCGGCAACGACGAUCAGGUCUUCUGGGGUUUGGCCGCUAUCACGGCAGCGGAGCUGAACUUCCCCGAGCAGGAUGGGGAACCCUCGUGGUUGUCGCUGGCCCAAGGGGUCUUCAACACGCAGGUGCCUCGCUGGGAUAUGACUUCCUGUGGGGGCGGAUUGCGAUGGCAGAUAUUCCCCUACCAGGCAGGGUACACCACGAAGAACGCCAUCUCUAACGGUGGUCUGUUUCAGUUGGCAGCGCGACUGGGUCGGUAUACUGGGAACCAAACAUACAUGGACUGGGCAGAGAAGAUUUGGGACUGGAGUGCCAUAACCCCGUUGUUGAGACUGGAUGAAUGGACGAUCGCAGACACGACGACCAUGGAAACCAAUUGCACAGAUCACGGCGAUCUCCAGUGGACUUACAACUAUGGAACCUAUCUAAGUGGGGCCGCGUACAUGUAUAAUUUGACCAACGGCGGAGAGAAAUGGAAGAAAGCCAUUGAUGGCUACCUUGGGACUACGCUGGACAAGUUCUUUCCCAAAGAAUUCGGAGGGAAAGUUAUGUCCGAGAUUUCCUGCGAGCCGAAUAUGAUGUGCGAUCGUAACCAGGAUUGCUUCAAGGGAUUUCUGUCGUCCUGGUUGACGUUCAUGACGACCAUCGUGCCGUACACGGCCGACCAGAUCAUCCCCAAGAUCCAAGCAUCGGCCCUGGCGGCAGCGAAACAAUGCUCCGGAGGAAACACGAAGACCCAGUGCGGACGACGCUGGCAUCAGGACAAUUGGGAUGGUUCGAAGGGGCUAGAGCAGGAUAUGAGCGCCCUCAGUGUCUUUUCCUCCACCAUGAUCGCCCAUAAGAAUCAAAGCCUGUCUCCGUUGACAUCGGAUACCGGUGGUACCAGUAAAAGUGAUCCCAGUGCAGGCUCCGGGCCCCAGAAGCAGCCAAAUACGCCGAGGCCGAUCACCGUCGGCGACCAUGUUGGUGCGUCGAUCCUGACCGUCGUUGUUGCCGGUGGCUGGAUUGCGGCCGUGUCCUGGAUGGUUUAUGUUCAGGUGCAGAAGGUUACAGCGGCGUUCGAGGAUCAGCAGAGUUUCAACUCCCUGUCUGCAGUCUGGUUUUCUCCGUGA